This is a messenger RNA of Fusarium coffeatum, 1065 nucleotides long. RefSeq lists its product as uncharacterized. The coding region runs from base 1 to 1065 and encodes 354 amino acids. NCBI's taxonomy places the organism in Eukaryota, Fungi, Ascomycota, Sordariomycetes, Hypocreales, Nectriaceae. The transcript is spliced from 3 exons. The record is from RefSeq and is a predicted model, not a curated record.
AUGUCUUCGUCAACCGAGGAUGAUGAGCCCACGGCAUCUGGAUCACUAUCCAUGCCAUCCGCCGCGCCUUCAUCUACAGUAUCUCUGUCAAGCCCAACGCCUCCCCCGACAACUCUUGUGAUUGAACCAAAGCCAACCGACGACGAUGACCUCGCCAGCGACGGAACAUUUCCACCAAUGACAACUCCCUGGACUGGCCCGCCCGAAUGUACAUGGACAUAUGAUGCCAAUCACGUCCCGAAAUCUGGUCUCGGAGGUCUAGAGGCAAUGCUUGACCUGCAACCAAUCCCUGGUGCAAAAUCCCUGUCAUGCUAUCCGGAUGCUAUGUUCGACAAUGGUCUCACAGGAGUUUACAGUCCGGGCACAUGCCCUCAUGGGUGGACUACUGUAUCUCUACGUGUGGAUAGCAGUGAAGACCGAGAUCUCGAGACAACCACGGCUAUCUGCUGUUCCUCGCAUUAUACUCUGGAAGGCAGCCUGUCACAAACCUACGACGCUUAUGCUGAAUCCGCCACCACCUUGUACAGCGCAACGAUUGCGGUUUAUACCAUCCGGGCUCUUUUCAAGGACAGAGAUAAGGAUGCCCUUGGACUCAAAGACGAGGACGAUAUUCCAGGUCUUGAGCGAAAGAAUGACUCUCUGUCAUUGGGUGCACGAAUUGGCAUUGGUGUUGGGGUUGCGGUUUUCGUGCUGCUGGCGGUUGGAGCUCUAGCAUUUUGGCUUAUCCGUCGAGAACGAGCCAAGACGGAAAAAAGAAGACCACAUGAGCUCAAUACGGUGGGAAACAUGCGUCACAGCUCGUCAGGGACCGGAGAUAACUUCUAUGCUGCCGCCGACGCCAACCAUAGAAGAAACAGGAGCCGCGGUACUACGGAGCCUCCGCCUGCUUACGAGGCUACCGACUCAAACAGUAUGACAGAGAACGAUAGUCGUCUAAGUGAGGAUACGGCUACACGGGACGAAGAGAUCAGGGCGUUGCAAGUCCAGAAAGAAGCAAUUCAGCGCCGUCUUCAAGAGCUGGAGCGGGCUGAGACACAACCCCAGGAACAAAAUCGGCAAAACUAA